Messenger RNA from Branchiostoma floridae (Florida lancelet), 1562 nucleotides. RefSeq names its product zinc finger protein 22-like. The record is from RefSeq and is a predicted model, not a curated record. Lineage: Eukaryota; Metazoa; Chordata; Leptocardii; Amphioxiformes; Branchiostomatidae. Gene Ontology annotation, biological process: regulation of transcription by RNA polymerase II. Gene Ontology annotation, molecular function: DNA-binding transcription factor activity, RNA polymerase II-specific; RNA polymerase II cis-regulatory region sequence-specific DNA binding. Bases 289 to 1116 code for a protein of 275 amino acids. The transcript is spliced from 2 exons.
UGCCGGGGAGUUGGUCAUCCAAUCUGUGGACAAUGACCACAAAGAACUUCCGAUGGUUGUUUUCGCGCCCCUCCCCCAAACCGGCGGCAUCAAAGCGACCGGCCCCCGCCACUGAUAUUCAAAUCUUCAUGAUUGAAGACACAGACGCGCCAAGAAGCGACCAGACACAUGGGCCAUCACUCCUAUGCUAUCUCUCUGGUCAGGGCGCAUCACUUCUGGGGGCAUAUGUUUCUUGUUCUGCUCUUGUGACCUCAGCUCAGAACAUACCGUAGCCGUCGUCUGGUCAGGAUGGAGGUGUCGUCUCUCGCUUCACAUCUUCCGUACUCUGUGUACCGUCCUCAUCUCGGGCUCAGCAGACCGUCCGUCCUCAGCUGCCCGCCGGCGGCUCCCUACGGCCUGCCCUGGCCCUGCUUCUACCCGGGCCUGUCCGCUCUGGUCAAGCCCAGCGAGCUUCCCGUCUUCUACCCCAGGAUUAACUUCGGUCUCCCCGCCUCCAGUGGGAAGCAGUCUCCGCUGACGGCCGACAAGCAUCCGGUCCAGCCCGUCGAGUCCUUCGGACCCAUCCCAGGGCUCCUCCCGACGGCCAGGGACCGACGCGUCCAGAACAGUCCCUCGGGUUCCGACAGGACGUCCCCCCGCGUACCGUCCACGUCGCCAUCGCUGGAGAAGUCCGUGAGUGACCGAGCCGAGUCCUGGCUGACCAAGGACAAGUCCGUGUCCGGAGAAGUGGACAUCAGCAGCAGCGGUAAGAGGAAGAGACCAGAGAAGAAGUUCCCCUGUCCGUUCUGUACGGUGUGCUGCGCCAACAACGGACAGCUGAAAGGGCACUUACGCGUGCAUACUGGCGAGCGGCCGUACCCCUGUGACCACCCCGGCUGCGGACGCGCCUUCGCCCGGAACGAGGAGCUGACCAGACACCGCCGGAUCCACACCGGUGUCCGCCCCUACCCCUGCACGGAGUGCGGCAAGGCCUUCAGCCGUAAGGACCACCUCACCAAGCACGCCAAGACGCACCUGAAAGGUACCGACAGGAGGGCGAUACUGCGGCGGGACCUGGCGGUGUGUGAAACCAGUCGGUCCGACGCGUGGUCGACGCACGCAGGGCAGAGAAACUGACAUCCCGACGCAACCAUUUCCAGAGACUUUGUACAUUUGUAAAUCAAAUCUUUAUAUAUCUGAAUUAUUUGAACUUCCCAAGUACGCGAGAAUUGUCGAUGACGCCUGUAUCAACUUUAAAGAUUAAAUAAAAGAACGUGCUUGUAACUUACCAAAGAGGCUCAUGGUCCGAAGUGCGCAUGCGCAGGGAGAUGCACUGUGGGUAAUAUGUCUUAACAUAUUACCCACAAUGCGUUUCGAUGCGCAUGUGUACAUAGAACAAUGAAGCACCCAUUAAGUAUUUUAUUAGUCAUAAUCACAUGGGAAUCAUGGCAGCCGUACAUGGCGUUGAAAUUUAUUCUAGACAAUUUGUAAAAUAGGACAAAAAGUCUAUUGUACAGUAGUGUAAGUGUAAAUAAAUGAAUAUACAUUCGUACUCAAUAAACGUUACACUUUGAUGACUUAAA